GAACAGGACUCGAAGCAAAUCGCUACGAAGCCAAAGCUGGACACCUUCGAAGGCCCUCGGCCCCGCCCGACGCCCCGACGCCUUGGGAUCUAUCGACCGAGGCAUCGGCAUGCUGGGCCGCGCCUACCAGAAAUCUCUGAGCUUCGACCAGGGCCCUGCUGUGCAGAAGAGCUUCCUCGUGAGGCUUAAGGAUGCCGCCGUGGAGCUGAAGAAGUCCAUCACGCAGCAGGCCGUCCAGCAGAAGCGGCCCGUUCUGACCAUUGAGCUGAGAGCGUACACGCAGACCGUGAGCAUGCCCUUCCGCAGUGUCUUCGUCAAGCCCUUCUUUGUCCACGACGUGGAGAAGUGCUUGGAGUCUGGCGACUGGAAGAGGAGCGCCUACUCCAUGCCCGCGCACCUCCAGAUUGCCGACGGCCAGCAGCCGGAGCGCGGCGCCCUCGCGGCCGAGGACCACAUCAGUUUCAUCUACGGGGUCAUCGAAGGCGCGAGCUCCCUGCCAGUGGGCCCAGGCGGCCCCCCGGAGGCCUACUGUGUGGUUCACGCCAUCUCCACCCAGGGUGGGCGACACUUCGUCCAUCGCACGCGGUCCAUGAAGCAGCUGGCCUGCCCGCAGUGGCACGAAGCCUUCUACGCAGGGAUUCCGGAGGAUUUCGAGGUCGCGCGGUUACAGCUGGGCGUCUAUGGUUUGAACGCCAAUGGCUUCUCGCAUGCCGCCCGGAAGGCUGCGGGCGGCCUGCUGUCUGUGGUGCAUGCGGCAAGCGGAGGAGAUUUCCCGACGGAGAAGGAGGCCUCGAAAGAAGAAGAUGACUGGUUCAUCGGCCGGGCACAUGUGGAUCUUACCACGGUCAUCAGCGGCUCCCUCAUUGCAGAGGAGGUGCCUGUGCAGGGCGGCUCGAACCCCAAGCAGGACCGGAUCACCUCAGGCUUCCGGCUGAUGCCCUGUGUCGCCUUUGAGGUCAUGGUGGAGAGGCGCUUGCGCCCGAGCUUCACCAUUCACAGCGGCGACGGGGUGCAGAUGAUUCCGAGGCGGCAUCACCAGAUGACCCGGUCCUCGGACCCCGUGAUGCAGAGCCUGCCCAUUCUGGAUGGCGGCCAACUGCCCAUGCUGACCAUUGAGGACACAGACCUCGAGGCAGCCGCUCAGGAGGCUAUGGAACUGGCGAGGACCGGCACGCUGGCCAUGCGCAAGGGCGUGAAGCCGGAUUGGAGCAAGAUCAAGGAGGAGGAGGAGCCAGAGGAUGAGCCGCCGGCCAAGCCCAUGUCCCUCUUGGAGGACUCCCAACUGUCUUCCUUCAUCGCUGAGCGGAAGCAAAAGGAGGUUGAGGCGAAGGAGGUUCAGCAGCGCUUGGUCGACUUCACCCGGCGCGAGCCGCGGCGCAAGGUCCGGAGCCUUCCCGUCUUGAAGACGAAGUUCGGCGAAACCCCGGAGAGCCUGUUCCACCUCUCCAACCUCCAGGAGCCUCCGAAGGUGGUGCAAGCCCGGUUCAGCGCGGGGCUGGCAGCGUCGAGCGUCUCCAGGGAGUUGCAGGAGAAGCCCAUGUUCACCAAGCUGCAAUGGCGGAGGCCUACAGACCUGCUGUGAGGCUUGCAGCCGGCCGCUCCGCAUCGUAUCUUUUCAAACGGCGGCCGGAGAAUCUCUCGGCGACGGAAGGCGAAGCCUUCUGUCGCGGUUGAUUCAGAAAAUGUUGGCAAGUGUAAGCAAC
Effrenium voratum is the source of this 1703-nucleotide messenger RNA. NCBI's taxonomy places the organism in Eukaryota, Dinophyceae, Suessiales, Symbiodiniaceae. The record is from the annotation of a GenBank genome assembly.